CUAGAAAAGUCCCAGUAACAACACACAUCCAACUCGGCAUCUAAUACAAAUGGAGCAUGUCUUUUUACUGCCGUAGUGUUGCAUGACUGAAUCUUAGAACUGAAUUUUGCUGCACGACAGAAUUUUCCUUUUGUUUCUGUUUACAUUAGAACUGGACUCGAGCGUUCCAGGUUAUUUCGUCUUUUCAUCAGGAUUCUAAAAUUUGGGGCCCACAGUCCACAUUACCAAAAUAAACUGGAAUCCUUGGCGGCUUAGUGUAGAAGAAAACACAAUCCCCCUUAAACUCUCUCAUUAACUUGGGGCGGGGGAAAGAUAUUUUAUUUCUUCAAUAUAAAGUUUCAGCAGACUAUCCAAAUAAAAAACACUCAAUUACUUCUCCCUCUUCUUUGAAACCCCAAUUUCACCGAUCUCAAAAAUUAGGGUUUAUCAAAUCGAAUUUCUUCGUUAAUUACUGAAAACAACAAUGGCGGAUGAUUUAAAAUCAUCGCCACCACCAUCGUCAUCAUCUUCUUCAUCACCAUUAGGUAAUUCGGUGAUACCAAUUGUAAAUAAACUACAAGAUAUAUUUGCACAGCUUGGUAGUAAAUCAACAAUUGAAUUACCGCAAGUAGCUGUUGUUGGUAGUCAAAGUAGUGGUAAAUCAAGUGUUUUAGAAGCACUCGUUGGAAGAGAUUUCUUACCUAGAGGUUCUGAUAUUUGUACUAGAAGACCUUUAGUUUUACAAUUGUUACAGACUAAGAAGACAUCAGAUGGUGCUGAUGAAGAGUAUGGAGAGUUUUUACACUUGCCUAAGAAGAAAUUCUUUGAUUUUUCUGAAAUUCGUAAAGAAAUUCAGGCGGAAACAGAUAGAGAAGUAGGAGGCAACAAAGGAGUUUCUGACAAACAAAUUCGUCUCAAGAUCUACUCUCCAAAUGUUCUUGAUAUUACGUUGGUGGAUUUGCCUGGGAUAACGAAAGUGCCGGUUGGUGACCAGCCAUCUGAUAUUGAAGCUCGAAUUAGAACGAUGAUCUUAUCGUAUAUAAAGCACCCUAGUUGUUUAAUUUUAGCAGUCACACCUGCAAAUUCAGAUUUGGCAAACUCAGAUGCACUACAGAUAGCAGGAACUGCUGAUCCUGAUGGUAACCGAACAAUUGGUGUAAUCACAAAGUUGGAUAUUAUGGACCGUGGCACUGAUGCUCGUAAUCUUUUGCUUGGAAAAGUUAUUCCUCUCCAGCUUGGUUAUGUAGGUGUUGUUAACCGAUGCCAAGAGGAUAUUAUGCAAAACCGCAGUAUCAAGGAUGCACUUGCUUACGAGGAGAAAUUCUUUCGUAACCGACCCGUAUAUAGUAGCCUUUCUGAUCAAUGUGGUGUACCUCAGCUAGCGAAGAAAUUGAAUCAGAUCUUAGUCCAGCAUAUCAAGACCUUACUUCCAGAUUUGAAGGCACGCAUAAGUGCUGCAUUGGUAAAGGAGGCAAAAAUACAUGCCAGCUAUGGGGAGAUCACAGAAUCAAAGGCUGGUCAAGGAGCCCUCCUCUUGAACAUUCUUUCAAAGUAUUCUGAUGCGUUUUCUUCAAUGGUGGAGGGAAAAAGUCGAGGAAUGUCAAUGUCAGAAUUAUCUGGUGGAGCUCGAAUUCACUAUAUUUUUCAGUCAAUUUUUGUGAAGAGUUUAGAGGAGGUGGAUCCAUGUGAUGAAUUGACUGACGAUGACAUCCGAACUGCAAUUCAGAAUGCAACGGGUCCCAAGUCUGCUCUAUUUGUUCCCGAAGUGCCAUUUGAAGUUCUUGUUCGGAAGCAGAUUGAACGUUUGCAAGAUCCUAGUCUUCAAUGUGCUAGAUUUAUUUAUGAUGAGUUAAUAAAGAUAAGUCAUAGUUGUAUGGACAACGAGCUGCAGCGGUUUCCUGUGCUGAAAAAGCGCGUGGACAAAGUUAUUGGAGAUUUUUUACGAGAUGGACUCGAGCCUUCCGAGAUAAUGAUUAAGCACAUAAUUGACAUGGAGAUGGACUAUAUAAACACUUCACAUCCAAAUUUUAUUGGCGGGAGUAAGGCUGUAGAGGUUGCAAUUCUACAGGUCAAGUCCGCUAGGGCAGCUGCAGCCAUGGCCAAAGAAAAGGAAGGAGCAGAUUUUGAUAAAGUUCCACCAUCUGAAAGAAGUCAGAAAUUGCGAUCUGUUCUGGGUAGAUCCGCAGCAAAUGGAGUUACCGCAGAUCAGGUAAUUAGGCCUGCUGUGGAUACAGAGAAACCUGGAGCAUCCGGAAAUGUCUCCAGUUCAAGUUGGGGUAUUUCAUCAAUUUUUGGUGGGGGUGAAAGCCGGAGAGCUUCAAAGGACAUCUCAACAAGCAAACCGUACAGUGAACCUGUUCAGAUUGUGGAGCAUGCACUUUCUGCGAUCUUUUUGAAAGAGCCACCAACCAUCUUGAGGCCUUCAGAGACCCACUCCGAGCAAGAGGCAGUUGAAAUAGCAAUAACAAAAUUGUUGUUGAGGUCAUACUACGGUAUCGUCAGGAAGAACAUCGAGGACUCUGUGCCAAAAGCAAUUAUGCAUUUUCUCGUCAACCAUACCAAACGAGAGCUGCAUAAUGUCUUCAUCAGGGAACUUUAUCGAGAAGGUCUUAUUGAAGAGAUGCUGCAAGAACCUGAUGAGCUAUCUGUGAAAAGAAAGCGAUCUCGAGAAUCACUUCGGAUUCUACAACUGGCUUACCAGACAUUGGAUGAACUGCCUCUUGAAGCUGAUACGGUUGAAAAGGGAUACAGUUUGGGAAAUGAUCCAACUGGUUUGCCAAGGACACAUGGUCGCCCACCGUCAUCAUCGUCGUCAUCUCCCUAUGCAUCGCCAGGCCAUGAUCUCAGUUACAUGUCGUCUCAGAACUCAAGGUCUCGUAGGUCAUCCAACUCAGGAGAGCUAAACUCCACCCUUCAAGCAUUUGCCCACAUUAAUGGAAACGGGCACACUCUUUCAGGAAGGAUGUAUCCGCUUAUCGAUUAGAUUUGUUUGCGUCAAAAGCAGAGUUUCAAAGUGUGGGUUUAAUGUCCCGUCAAGUGGUCAGGCCCGGUUCUAAAGCCUGGCAACCUAAAACAACAUCAGUAAGCCCAAGAUAAAUAGCACAUAUAGUGUACGUUUUACAAAGCGUUUUCUGUGUUUUUUCAAUUCAAUUAAUUCACAUUGUUAAGAAGUACUUCUUCCGUCCAAGUUGUAUAGGCGAAUGUUAGUUUUUGGUUGUCCGUGAUAGUUCUAAUUCUAAUUUCUAGGUGGCUCUAACCUGAUAAUAGUGUUAUACUACAACUAAUUUAAUACUUCUAGUUUUUUAUCAAAAAUUAGGGGGCAAAACAGAAAAGAAAAGAGAUAGUUAUGAAAUCCAAAGAUUAAGAAAAGUGUCUUUUCUCCGCCUGUAUACCUUGGAUGGAAGGAGUAAAUCAGUAAGAAUUCAUUUCUUUUUACUGUAAAAAACUUGGGGGUGGAUUCCAAUAAUCAUUCCCCAAAUUAUGUCUAUAUAGUUUGCAUAAUUACUAUUUUCGGA
Molecule: messenger RNA, 3494 nt
Organism: Papaver somniferum (opium poppy)
Lineage: Eukaryota; Viridiplantae; Streptophyta; Magnoliopsida; Ranunculales; Papaveraceae
Product: dynamin-related protein 3A-like
Exons: 20
Coding region: 464-2962 (832 amino acids)
Cellular component (GO): microtubule; cytoplasm; membrane
Molecular function (GO): microtubule binding; GTP binding; GTPase activity
Source: RefSeq, a predicted model, not a curated record